Molecule: messenger RNA, 1698 nt
Organism: Cucurbitaria berberidis CBS 394.84
Lineage: Eukaryota; Fungi; Ascomycota; Dothideomycetes; Pleosporales; Cucurbitariaceae
Exons: 4
Coding region: 1-1698 (565 amino acids)
Biological process (GO): negative regulation of silent mating-type cassette heterochromatin formation; negative regulation of rDNA heterochromatin formation
Cellular component (GO): Rpd3L-Expanded complex; Rpd3L complex
Source: RefSeq, a predicted model, not a curated record
AUGUCUCCGCGUCGCUCGUCGCGGGCUCGCACCACCCAGCCCCCACCCAGUGUCGCGACAGUCCACAGCGGCUCCUCGUCUUCCGUCUCAUCAGCCCGCGCAGAUCGUGCGCCGAGGGUGAAUCAGAAUCAGUCGCCACCGCACAAGUCGUUAACCCCACACUCGCUCUCCUCAGAAGAGCCCGAAGAGCUACCUCGCGGUUCGCAAGCCGAGCCACCCCUCACCCGACGUCGAACGCGCGAACAAGACAACGACGAAGACGAAUCCGCCAAGCUCGACGACGAGCUGGACGAUGAUAUGGCCGAGGAAGACGAGGUCACACGAUGCGUGUGCGGCUUCCAAGACUACCCGGGUCCGCCAUCGGAUGUUGGCAAGUCUGGUUCUGCUCUGACAGAUCCUGACGUUCAAGGUGAUGACCUAGGUGGUCUGUUCAUUCAAUGCGAUAUCUGUAAAGUCUGGCAGCACGGCGGAUGCGUCGGAAUCAUGGACGAGCCUGCCAGCACCGAAGAGUACUUCUGCGAGGAGUGCAGAAAAGAUCUCCACAAGGUCAUGAAGAGUCCCAAGGGUCAACGGUAUUCUCGCUACCUCCCCAUCUACGAGCAACAGCAUGGCAAGCACCGCAAAUCGUCUGUUUCGAAAGACACAGAGAGACACUCUAGUAGAGAUAAAGAUCGCGAAGCGAGAGCUAGUGUCGAUUCAUUUGGCAAGCGUCGGUCAACGAUGAACAGUCGAGCAGCCUACGACGAAGACGAAGUGCUGAAGAAGGUGCUGGAGGAGAGCAAGCAUGAUGGCGCUCCUCCCUCGGAGAGCGGCAAUCGUAAGAAGCGGAGUCGUGACGAUAGCGAAGAAACCAAACCUGAAGUCAAACGACAGCGCACAAGCUCGCGGUCUCCUAGCAAUUCGCCCGUCCUUGAAUCUGAAGACGAUAGCACAAAAGCCUCUGCACCAAAACAGAAGCCGCGCGGUGCCGCAGCACGAAGUCAGCGUGAGAAGGAACUACGCGAGAAAGAGCGAGAGCAAGAACGUACCGAAGCUUCAAACAGGCGAAAGGGGCGCGCAGAACGGAGAAAAGCAGACGAACUUGCGGGUAUCGAGCCUGAGCCUGAGCCCACGCCCGCCGAAGAGCCCGCCAUGCCUCCUGCAGCCUCCGAAUCUGCACCACCAGACACACCUAUCACAGACUUCAAGCCGGCUCCCGCCCCGCGGAGAGGCGGCCGUCCACCACAAAAGUCCCGCGGUCGCCUAGGUCGAAAUCAGUACUCGCGAGAUACGGUACCUGCAACUAAUGGCACAUCACCGCAGAACGAUACUGGGCACUCGCCGCAAGCGAGUGCUACGAACGGCGCAAGCAAUGGACAUGACAGCAGUGACGGCACAGCUGGGCACAAGCCGGCAAAGCCGAAAACAUGGCGUUUGCAGAAGCUUUCUUGGAACGACAUCCGGCGGCCUGCAGGAGCUAUGCAGAGUUACAUAGCCCAGCGACAAGUUGAGAUGGCAGGCGAGAAACACCCUUCCCCAGCUCCAGCUGUCCAGCCCGCUACGGCCACAACGAACGGAGAGCCAAGCCAGGAAGGGGCAAAGGAAGAAGGCACGGAUAUAGCCAAGUUCAAGCAUCUCAGCACAACACAGAUGAUGGACUACCUAAGCCGGGAUCUCGUACACUGGCAGCAGAUGAUCUCUGAGCCGACGGAGAAGUGA